Lolium perenne is the source of this 1086-nucleotide messenger RNA. RefSeq lists its product as uncharacterized. Lineage: Eukaryota; Viridiplantae; Streptophyta; Magnoliopsida; Poales; Poaceae. The record is from RefSeq and is a predicted model, not a curated record.
AUGGAGAUGUUGGACAAGGUGAACAUUAACCCACUCCCUCCGUUCGAUGCUGGGAUGGGAGGAGAUGAGGACGACGGCGGGGACGAAGGGGAAGAAGGGGAAUCAGAUGAAGGGGAUGAGGGUGUGGUCGAGGUGGAGGCCGAUGGAAAUAGGAAGAAGAGGCAGGCCAACAACUACACGGAAAUUGAAGACGCCACCUUGUGCCGAGCUUGGGCCGCCGUGGGGAUGGAUGCAGUAUCCGGCACCGAUCAAACAGGGAAGUGCUACUAUCAACGCAUCGAGGACAAGUUCCAUAAACUUAUGUCGCGCGUUCGCCACCCUGUCGAUCGCACGUACCGAUCCCUCCAAGAACGUUGCGAUGCGAUCAAACCGGCCUGCAGCCGGUGGGCAGCAGCAAUGGACCAACUGGUGUCCAAUGCUCCUAGCGGCGCAACUGUGGACGAAUAUAGACAUGGCAGCAGCAAGGGCAAGAGCUUCACCAUGCGUCAUUGCUUUGAUGUGCUUCAACACCUCCCCAAGUGGCAAUUGAGGGAUGAAGAAGUAGCACCGAAGAAAGCUUCAAUGGUUGCGCUCGACGACAUCGAGGAUGAGAAGGAGGGUCGGAACGCUGACAAGCCGAAGGGGAACAAGAAGGCCAAGGAGAGGCUCAAGCUCGAGGGUGAGGCUGCGUUUUUGAGGGACAAGUUUGAUCAAAUGAUGAAGUCCAAGGAGGUGAUAGUGUCCAAGACUUUGGAGACCAAGCUUGUCAUCAUCGAGAGGAAGAAGGUGAGCCUUGCCAAGCUUGAAGCCAACCGAGAGGAAGCAAGAAACAAGGCCAAGUUGGAGGAGAUGAGGAUCAAUGUGAAGAAAGCCAAAGCAAUGAAACAACUAUUGGCCGAAGAGAGGGAGAUCAUGAUGAUGAACACCAAGGACAUGAAUGAGCAACAACUAGAGUGGUGGAAGGAGGCCUCGGCGGAGAUCACGGCAAGACGAAGACUAGCUCAUGAAGAGGCAACUGGUGGUGGCUCAGUGACUCUGGAGGUGGUGGCGAUGAUGGUCACGAUGGGCCAACCUCGGUUUGAUGCCGGCGGUGAGAGGAGAUGGUGA